CUGACCAGCCAUCUCUACACUGAACAAGGGAAGCUGGUGCUGCUUUAGCAUCUUCCUUCCAUAAACAUGACUGAGCAGGCAGACAUCCUCCCUGCAAGGAAUGCAGACUCUGAAGAUAAACUGAUCCUCUAUCACUGGACCCACUCAUUCACUUCCCAGAAGGUUCGUCUUGUCAUAGCAGAGAAGGCAUUGAAGUGUGAAGAGCAUGAUGUGAGUCUCCCUUUAAAUGAACACAACGAACCCUGGUUUAUGAGGUUGAACCCCUCAGGGGAAGUCCCUGUUCUCGUUCAUGGAGAAACAAUCAUUUGUGAAGCCACGCAAAUCAUAGAUUAUCUGGAACAUACUUUCAAAGAUGAAAACACACCCAGAUUAAUGCCACAAGAAGGAAGCAUGUAUUAUCCCAGAGUACAGCACUAUCGAGAACUGCUAGACUCCUUACCCAUCGAUGCCUAUACACAUGGCUGCAUUCUACAUCCGGAAUUAACAGUAGAUUCUAUGAUACCUGCUUAUGCAACAUCUAGGAUCCGUGCUCAAAUAGGAAAUACUGAAUCUGAACUCAAGAAACUUGCUGAGGAAAAUCCAGAUCUAGAAGAUGCCUACAUAGCAAAACAAAAGCGUAUAAAAACAAAAUUGCUGGACCAUGACAACAUAAAGUACUUGAAGAAAAUACUUGAAGAAUUAGAUAAGGUCUUGGAUCAAGUGGAAACUGAACUCCAGAGACGAAACGAAGAAACACCAGACGAAGGCAAAGAGUCAUGGCUCUGUGGACAGUUUUUUAGCCUCGCAGACGUAACCUUAGCUGUGACAUUACAUCGACUGAAGUUUCUUGGAUUUGCUAGAAGAAACUGGGGGAACGGAAAGCGCCCCAAUAUGGAAUUAUAUUAUGAGCGUAUCCUACAACGAAAGACUUUUAACAGUGUUCUCGGAAAUGUCAACAAUAUAUUAAUCUCUGCUGUCUUACCAACUGCAUUUCGCGUGGCCAGAAAACGUGCCCCAUCUAUCCUCGGAUCCACUUUGAUGGUGGGCAUUCUGGCAGGUGCUGGCUAUGUAUUAUUUAUGUGUGUUAGAAAACGUUUAUUCAAUGUAUUCUCAACAUUCAAAAGUAAACAUUUUUAGCAUCUUAGAGUUAUUAAUCAGCAACUACAUCAGCAAGUUUGCUCGAAAGACAGAUCACCUUUUAAUUGUGGGCAUAAUAAUUAAAGAAAUAUUUUUUUCUAAGUCAGGAGAUUCGUCCUAAUUGUCAGUUUAAUUAUUUCAUUAUGUUUCGCACCUUCUUUUACAGCACCUGAAAUUAAAUAAUGAAUGCUAAUUUUAGAUAUGACUUUUGCAGCGCCGGCCGGUGAUUGUGAUAUAAUAAGAAGCACAGCUGGUAUUAAAAAGGGAUUAUUCAGCAAAAAGUAAGACAAGUGGACUUAUGAAGGUAGACAUAAUGUAAUGUGGUCCUACUGAAAUUGAUGCAGAUGUAAUAAAACACAUCACAAAUGUGGCA
This is a messenger RNA of Pelobates fuscus (common spadefoot toad), 1489 nucleotides long. RefSeq names its product ganglioside induced differentiation associated protein 1 (gene GDAP1). Gene Ontology annotation, biological process: mitochondrial fusion; mitochondrial fission. Gene Ontology annotation, cellular component: mitochondrial outer membrane. NCBI's taxonomy places the organism in Eukaryota, Metazoa, Chordata, Amphibia, Anura, Pelobatidae. The transcript has 6 exons. The coding region runs from base 67 to 1116 and encodes 349 amino acids. The record is from RefSeq and is a predicted model, not a curated record.